Orycteropus afer afer is the source of this 666-nucleotide messenger RNA. The record is from RefSeq and is a predicted model, not a curated record. NCBI's taxonomy places the organism in Eukaryota, Metazoa, Chordata, Mammalia, Tubulidentata, Orycteropodidae.
AUGGGGAAAGUGAGGGAGCUUCGGUCCCGGGUGCACCGGGCGGCAGUGAGGCCCAACGAGGAGGCUGCACCUGGGACCGUGACCCCUGCCCAGGAGCCGUCUCUGUCACAGCCAUCCAGCGGCGGUGCGGGAAGAAAGGAUUGGGCAUCCUUGGGCACUAACAUCUUUGCCAGGACCAAGAUAGACAUCAGUGCCUUGGUGCAGAAUCUGGACCUGGAUCGAGCUAUUGUUUCUUCUAGAAGGAAUGCAGAGACAAAGGUUAUUUUGCCCAAGAAGGAAAAACUGAAGCUGAGACAUGAGAGGUGGCUGCAGAAGAUAGAAGCCAUCAAGCUGGCUGAGCAGAAGCGCUGGGAGGCACAACGGCGGAGGGCCACGGAAGUGGUGGGGGACUUGCGCCCACUGAUGGAGGCGCUACCUGAGUUGGCAGAACUAGAGAACAGCAGUGGCUUGCGGCAGCCCAGGAGCAGGGUGACCAGCAAGCCCAGGCCCACUGAGCUCAGCCGGAUGAGUGCUGCACAGAGGCUUCAGCUCCUUGAAGAAGAAAGGGCCCGGUUCCGGGAGCUACUGGCCAGCCCAACCUACCAAGCCAGCCCCCUGGAGGCCAUUGGGCAGCGGCUGGCCCACCAAAUGCAGCUGGAAGACAGUGGUGGUGGUGGCCAGCUCUGA